AGUUGCUAAGAAACCUAGUAGAGGUAGUUUAGUUCGAAGAGUUCGGACACCUGCUGGAAUCUACGACGAUUUUGACGGAAUUUUCGGCGGAACUUUUGUGCGCGUUAAGCGGGCUCACAAUAGGUGCGAUUGGACGUGCGCGCGCGCAACAUUUGUGACAGACAGGCGAUCGGGAGGAGCUUCCGCCAGCGAGGGGACACUUCCGGGAGUUUGGGGCGAACGGUCGGUUGGCGAUCGGAGCAGGAUCGUGUCCGCGGAAUCACGGCGCAGCGCAGUGCGUACACGAUCGCGCAAAGUGUGUUGUGCAGCACCGAAGAGUGUGUGUGAGAGAGAGAGCGAGAGAGCGAUCGACGGUGGUGGGAGAGUGCAAAGUGUUGUGAGGGGGAGAGGAAGAACAAGGAAGAAGCAUCUAGCGGGAGAGUUGCGUGCGUGUGAGAGAGAAAGAGAAAGAGAGGUUUCAAUCACCCAACUUGAACUAGGCUUAGUAGGAGCAACUAGCAGGACAAAGAAGGAGCCUGUUUGACCCACCACCACCACCCGGCUUCCUCGACGCAAAUUAGUAUGCAAGUGCUGAAAUUAAUAGUAGCAAGCAAUUGAGGAGAAGGAAGAAGGAAAAUAGUAACAGUAGCUACAGCCGAGUUACUAACUAGUGGGAGGAGAAGAUAAAUGAUGAAUGAAUAGCUGAGUGACGAAAAUAAUUACUGAUUUGCUGUGGCAUGUAGUUGAUUUUGAUUAGUGUGUGUGAAAUGUGACUAGUUUUAGUGUAGCGUGCGAAGGAAAGAAAAAUACUCAAUACUUUAACAAAAAAAAAAAUUAAGCAAAAUCCUCCAACGAAUUCCGUCCAUUUUAAGUGCCAUAGCAAAAGUUUAAGAGUGUCGCCAUAUUUUAUUGUUUUAUGUUGUUUUAAGUGUACAAAAAAAGUGAGUGUGAAAUUUUUAAGCGUGUAAGUUCGUUUUAAGCAAGCAAAACAAAAAGAAGCAAAAAGCCAUUCAACAAAAAAGUUGCUUCACAAGAGAGGGAGAGAGAGCGAGCAAAUACUGUGAUGAAAACAAGAUAAAAUAAAGCUGAUAACAAUUUCGCGUGAGAGAUUGAGAGUGUGUCCACUUUCGGAGGGGCCGAUGACAGUUUUAUGCGAAAGGCAGAUAAAGUGAACGCGACAACGAAGAAGAAGAAGAAUGGUUUCGGCGGCUGACAGAAGCUGAAACAAGCAAAAAAAAAAAGCUUAAAAAGAUUAUGUGAACGUGCAAUCAACGAUGUAUUAACCAACUCCGUCCAGAACAAACCUAGAAUGUGAUAACCGAGUUUUCCGAGCCGCCAAUACUCAACAACAGUGCUUCCAGUACGCGCAGUAUUAGACUUUAAUGUGUUAGAUUUUUUAUUACAUAUAUUCUUCCAUAAGUGUGCAAUCGAAUCUCUCGAAGAGAGAAACAAAAAUCCCCUCAAAAGCAAAAAUGUCUUCCUCACCGGACAUGCAUCAACAGCAGCAACUUGCUCAAAGUGAGCUCAAAUCAAACCCUCCAACUCCCCCGCCAGAACUGGCCACUAUGACGAACGUCAGCGUGCUAGACCUGCACAAGGACUACUCGGACGCUGGCGGCGAUGUCGGUGGCGGUCACCAGACGAAGGUCUACGACAAAGAAACCGGCACGGUCUACGUGUACGGCAAUCCAGGCGCUGGUCUCAAACUCAAUCCGUCCGGGAUGACCACAAUCAUCCAAACCGGCGGUGGCCACCAGCUGGCAUCCCCCGGUCACGAAACAGAGCAAAAUCUGCUCCACGCACGGUUGAUCCAAGAACAGCACCAACAACAACAACACCACCAGCACCACCACCAUCAACAGCAGCAUCACAUUCAGCAGCAACAUCACGAUCAACACGAGGAUCAACACGUGCAGCAGCGUCUCUCGCCGGGGGAUCAGGUAAUUGACGGAAGAUUGAUACCGUCCGGACUGAAUGGCGGUGGUGAUGUUCAGCAGCAGCAGCAGCACCACCAUCAGCAGCAACAUCAGUCACUGGGACGGCUGUCCUCGGCGGACGAGGACGAUCAAUCAGUGCGUAUGCUGGACAACGCACACAUCCAGCGUCUGCUCGGCAACCAGCAGAUCAUCAGCCGCGAGAUUAUUAACGGUGAGCACCACAUCAUCACGCGCAACGAGAACGGCGAAACGAUCCUGACUCGCAUCGUGAACGCCCCGGCCGCCCCGGACCCCAACCCGGCCGAUCAAUUAAUCAGCAAGCUCCCGUCGGACGGCGGCCUGUACGGUGGUGGUGACCACCAGGCCCCUCCCACCCCGACGACCACGACCGCCGACGGGCUGCCCACGACCGUGCUCCAGUACGAGAAGGACAUCAAUCAGCAGCCCAAACAGCUCGUCUAUUCCGUCGGAGGGGGUGAGCCUAAAAACGUCAUUUACGGCGACCCGAAGGCUUCGAUGCCGCAGCAACAGCAGCAGCAGCAGCACUUUGAACCGACCUUAAGUCAGCAGGAUCCGUCCGGGGCUGACCCGAAGCCGCAGAUUGAUUACGUGUACAAUGAUGGGAACAAAACGGUCAUCUACACGGAUCAGAAGGGCCUGGAGAGUUUGUACGCCAAUGCGGCCGCUGGCGGGGAUUUGGGCCUGAUGGAGGGAACGCAGAUUGUGGUCCACGGAAAUGUGCAGUACACUCAGCAGCAGCAGCCGGAUGGAACGAUGGUGUAUGUGGUGGCGUCGACGGGAGCGGGAGCGGGUUCGGUUGGAGGGGACAUGAAUCCGGAUGAUCUUGGGGCGGCGCAGCAGAUUCAGCAAAGCAGCAACCCCACCGCAAAAACCAUCGGCGGCCAAACCACGCCUCUGGACGUAUCAAGCCUAUCGCAAAAUGAUAUACAAGGCAUUCUGCUUGGUGCACACCCAUCAUCGCAGACGAUAAAUGUCAAACGCGAGCCCGAAGAUCUACGCAAGGAGCCGAAAAACCAACGAAGUCAAAAGGUGUUGGUCGUCCAGCCCACAUCGCCCUCGGUACAGAUUAAAGAGCCUCCACCCAGCCCUGGAAGUCCUUCGGCUGAAGCCAUGUAUGCUGCCCCCGGCAGCACGCAGCUCUACCUGCAGAACCCCUCACAUCAGACCAGUUCGGCCGCGACGGCCAGCUCCAAUGUGAACGCCAAUUCGCCCAGCCCCAGCUCCUACGACCAGUACGGGAUGUACCAGCAGAGAUUAGGACCGGGCGGUGCGGCCUUCAUCGCCGACCAGUACCCGUACCGCGAGUACUUUGACCCGCAGGGCUACGCCCCGGCGCGUACCAUUUACGGUACGGCGGACCCGGACGGGCCGCAAUCCGCCACCACGUACGAGGGGCGCUACGUCUCGAAAACGGGGUCGAUCUAUACGAAAACCAUCACCUCCGCCGGCCUCACAGUGGACCUUCCCAGUCCUGAUUCGGGUAUUGGUGCCGAUGCUAUUACUCCCAGAGAUCAGAAUAAUGUACAACCGUCCUUCGAUUAUACAGAACUGUGCCAGGCCCCGGCCGGUUUGCUGGAUCCGAACUCGAGCGCCAUUCCGGCGUCGGUCGCCAGCAUGCAGCGUAGCAUGGUCGUCAACGGGGGCCAGAACAGUCCGACGACCUCGAUCGGCAGCGGCGCGACGGCCCCGCCCCGGUCCCGGCCGUGGCACGACUUCGGCCGGCAGAACGACGCCGACAAAGUGCAAAUACCAAAAAUAUUCUCCAACGUUGGCUUCAAGUACUUUUUGGAAAGUCCGAUCAGCUCGUCCCAGCGGCGGGAGGACGACCGGAUAACGUACAUCAACAAGGGCCAGUUCUACGGCAUCACCCUCGAGUACAUCCACGACCCGGACAAGCCGCUCAAGAGUCAGACGGUGAAGAGCGUCAUCAUGCUAAUGUUCCGCGAAGAAAAGAGCCCCGAGGACGAAAUCAAGGCCUGGCAGUUCUGGCACAGCCGGCAACACUCGGUCAAGCAGCGGAUACUGGACGCCGACACGAAAAACUCCGUCGGUCUAGUCGGUUGCAUCGAGGAAGUGUCCCACAACGCCAUCGCCGUGUACUGGAACCCGCUGGAAAGUUCCGCCAAGAUAAACGUCGCCGUCCAAUGUUUGAGUACGGAUUUCAGCAGUCAAAAAGGUGUUAAGGGUCUUCCGCUCCACCUGCAGAUCGACACGUUCGAGGAUCCGCGGGACACCAGCGUGUGCCAUCGGGGUUACUGUCAAAUCAAAGUCUUUUGUGAUAAGGGUGCUGAACGCAAGACACGCGACGAGGAGCGGCGGGCCGCGAAGCGCAAGAUGACCGCCACCGGCCGGAAAAAGCUCGACGAGCUGUACCACCCGGUCGUGGACCGGUCCGAGUUCUACCAGAUGAGUGACCUGAUGAAGCCGCCGGUGCUGUUCUCCCCGUCCGAGGACAUCGAGAAGCUUACUUCAAUGGACCUGCAGUUCUACGGCCACGACGGCGACUCGCUGUCCGGCGCGUCCGACAACGUCAAGUCGCCGUUCCUGCUGCACGCCAACAAGCCCACGACGCCCACCCUCAAGUUCCACAACCACUUCCCGCCGGACGUUAACACUGACAAGAAGGAUCCCAGCAUCAUCAUGGACGGCUCCCUGGUCGGGAACAUGUCCGAGUUUGGGCCGCAGAUCAAGCGCCAGCGGAUGACGCCCCCGUUGAACGAGCGCGUCAUGCUGUACGUCCGGCAGGACAACGAGGACAUCUACACCCCGCUGCACGUGGUCCCACCGACGACGGUUGGACUUUUGAACGCCAUUGAGAAUAAAUUCAAAAUUUCAACGUCGAGAAUUAAUAAUAUUUAUCGCAAAAAUAAGAAAGGGAUUACGGCGAGAAUUGAUGACGACAUGAUCAGACACUACUGCAACGAGGACAUAUUCAUCAUCGAGGUCCGGCAGUACGAAGAGGAUCUGUACGACAUCACGCUCACGGAGCUACCGUCGCACUGAGUCCCCCUCUUCCGAGCAUAGAUUUUCGUCUUUAAGUUUACACACACCAGCUCACACACAGAAACACACCCACAUUUUUCUUACGCACAUUUUUAAGAGUAGCCUUAGCAGAUAUUUUUACACUUUUGCUCGACAGUGCCUUAAAAGAGACAUUUUAAACGUUUUGUUUUUAAUUUUGUGUAUAAAGUAAAGCUUAAACAAUUGUUGAUAUAGCGAAAAGAGCGAGAGCGAGGAGAUCAAGCAAACGUACUACUCACACUAGCGGCAGAACGAGAGAGGGAGAGAGUAGCCAAGAUGAAUAGCAUGCAACGGUUAAGAUAUUACAAGAUUUUAGUUUAGAUUGGUUAGAUUUAUUUAUUUAUUUGUAGACCCACGAGAACACACAAAACAAAUAGAAACACAGAUUAAACAACCUUUUUUCAAAACUCCUCCGCGUCGGCAAGAGAUUCAUUGGUUUUGCAAACUAGGUGGAAAUGGGAGUUUUUUUUCAUGACUCUCGGCACUCUCGACAGCAUUUAUGUAUUGAAACGUUCAAUCGACAAAGCACGCUAGAAUUCCACAUCAAGAUCUCAAAACGUAUUUCUGUAUUCUGGCGCCAAGAUUUCAAAUUAUUCAACCGCACCGCAAAACUUGAGCGCAGAAUUCGUAUUUUGCUCAACUAUUGGGACGGCGGCCGGGCCUGCUUUGUUGAAGAUUUCAUCAUUCGAAGUUUUUAAAAUUUUUGCGUUAAGCAUUAAAACUUAGUAAACUUACUUUGAUUUUAAACAACUGAAAAUGUGUACUUUACAUUUGAUUCAAAAUCAUUCCACGGACAAACGUACUUAAAACAAGCGCAAAUAGAACGCUACAAGAUUAAAACAAACGAAAAAAAAAACAUUUUGUACAACAAAAUAGUUUUAAUAGCUGUUAGCGAUCAUCCAACGGUUGCAAUAUUAACAAUAACGACGAAACGUAACAAUAGUCUAAGUGAAGUAACUUUUAAAGCCCCUCCCCCCUUAGAACCGUAAGCUUGAAACUCAUUUUACAAUUCCAUGACAACAUUUUUUUAACAACUACAUUCCAUUUUAAUGCUACUUGUAUCAAACUUAAAACACAAAAGCCCACAUAAAUCGUACUGUUUUAUCGUAAACAAAAAAAUAUAUAACAAUUCAAGAGCGCAUAUUUUUUAGUUGUUUAGUUGUGCUUACUUUUAAGAGUACCCUUUUUUAUAAAACUGCCAUACUUGAGAAUACAAAUAGCACACUAAGAAAAGAGAAGCGUUUAUUUGAUAGUAACUUAGUAGAAAGUUAAAGAGAGUUAAAAAAAGUGCGACAAGCAAACAAACAACACUAAUUGUUAAGUACCUGAGAGAUUUAAAGUGAAUCGCAUGCGAGAAAACAAGAAAAAAAGACGAGAAAAUCGCAAAUAUUUUAAGCGCGAGCACAUUGAUUUGCACAAGUAACACAGAGAAUGUGAUAUGAUCAGCAGAAUCCACCUCUUGCCAGCACCGAUCUGGGUUUGAUCGGCGAAAUUUAACAUCCAACAAUCACGUUCGUUCACGAACUGAUUUUUCUCACUUUGAAUUGCCAUAUUAUGACUUUUCUCUUCACCCGUUUAUUAAGUGGCCAAAAUGUCGUGCUUUGAAGAAGAAGAAAAAACCCCUGCAGUUUUAAUUAGUCGAUGAGCGGAACAACUUAGCGUUUAGAGAGUUUAUAGAUUUUUUUUUUAAAGGGAACGCAAAACAACGCGUUCCACAAGUAAUUGCAAUAUUAAUUUUACUAGAACCGUGUUUCGUAUUCUGUAGCAGCAAACGAGCGAAACACACAAACAAACACACACACUCUUAAAACAUCACACAAGCUAGAAAUAGAGCGAGAGGAAGCAUAUUUAACUUUACAUUUAACGAAACAAACUCGAACGUGAAUUUUUACAAACUGCUUCGCGAAGAGAGCACAAACUUUCCUCUAGGUAGCACAAACACUUUGAUGAACUUUCCUUCUUUCGGUGGUGGAUGACAAACGCGCAGCAGCUCUAGAUAGCAACAAGCAACCCCCUUCUAUAUUCUUCCCGUAUCUCUUAAUUUUGUUUUGUUUUAAUUCUCUUCGUAAUUUUAGCCCUAUUCUCAGUAGUUUACAUGUAGUAGCAAGCAGCAGCAGCAGUUUAUGCAUUAAUCACGUAGUAGAACAAAAAACACUAUUUUGCCAUUUUAACUAAAACAAAAAAAGAAGAAGUCGAAAAAUAGCGCGCAAGUUUAGACGGAUAAAACAUGAUGUGACUAACAUGUAGCCUGUAAGAGAUAUUUUAAAACAAACAAACAGACACAGAAGAUACUUAAACGUAAGCUAGCUAAGUGAUUUUUAUUAUAGUGAAAAAAGAGCGUUUCUUAUUAUGAAAGUGAAUUUCGAAAUUUUCUAUUGUUAUAUUUUAUAAACAUUAAAUAAAACAUGAUUUUUACUAAA
This is a messenger RNA of Culex quinquefasciatus (southern house mosquito), 7378 nucleotides long. It is a transcript of the gene grh, whose product is annotated as protein grainyhead. The record is from RefSeq and is a predicted model, not a curated record. Gene Ontology annotation, biological process: regulation of transcription by RNA polymerase II. Gene Ontology annotation, molecular function: DNA-binding transcription activator activity, RNA polymerase II-specific; RNA polymerase II cis-regulatory region sequence-specific DNA binding. The transcript has 18 exons. Gene Ontology annotation, cellular component: nucleus. Bases 1452 to 4940 code for a protein of 1162 amino acids. Lineage: Eukaryota; Metazoa; Arthropoda; Insecta; Diptera; Culicidae.